Trypanosoma cruzi is the source of this 4444-nucleotide messenger RNA. Its product is annotated as dispersed gene family protein 1 (DGF-1), putative. NCBI's taxonomy places the organism in Eukaryota, Euglenozoa, Kinetoplastea, Trypanosomatida, Trypanosomatidae. The transcript has a single exon. The record is from RefSeq and is a predicted model, not a curated record. The annotation marks the transcript as partial.
GCGGGCCGAUCACUGUGGCGGUGGAUCUGCGCUCGAUGGAUGCGUUUGCUGACGCGCUGAACGUGACGGUGCGCCACUGCGUGCUUGAGGGCGGUGCGCAGCUGCGGAUUGGCGGCCUCAGCGAGAGCACGGCGCGCCCGAUGCCGCACGCCCUCGUCAACAUGACGAAUGUGACGUCGCUGGAGGGCACGAUCGUGCUGCAUGGCGCGAUGCCGCUGCACUCGAGUGUGCUGCUGGCGAACUCAACGCUGCGUGCGACGGUUGGCGGGUCGCAGUACGUGCAGACUACCCGUGGCCACGAGGGAUCCCGGCACGGCCCCGCACUAGUUCUGGACGGCGUCCGGCUUCUGUCGACGCGGUUUGUCAUGACGCGGUCUACACUGGUGUGCGGCGGGGAAUCGUGCGCUGCGAUCCUCGUGGAGCGCGGCCUUGGCGCGAACAUGUCCAGCGUCUUCUACAUGGACAACUGCGCUGUCCUGUCGCGGACGCACGUGAUGUACGCCCUUGCGUCGGACCUGCGUGUCAGCGGCGGCUCCGUGUUCUCCAUACAGAACAGCUCGUGGAGUGCGCCGAGCAUUGGCUUCUACGAAGGUGCUUUUGUUUUCAAGGACGUUGUGGUGGAUGGCGGCAGCGUGCUGCAGAUUGUGUUCAGCACUUUCCGUCUCGGCUUCGCCAUGCUCAUUGCAAACACGCUGACCGUGACUGGCGGUAGCUGGCUGGUGCACCGCGACAACGAGUUCCGCACCGCCUACGUUGUGUACGUGGAAAACGAGAAUGGCGUGGCGUUCCGCGAUCGGAGUGUGUGGUCGAUACUACACAACUACUUUACGUACGGCUCGUACUCGUCAACCAUCGUACGCAUGACAAACGGUUGGUCAUCACCAUUCCACUCUCGUCCGACCAUCUACGGCGUGUGCAAUGAGGCAAUAGGCACUCCUGUGACGGAUUACGGAGAAGACCUCAAUAUUGGGACGCCCGUGACGGUACUGGACUGUGGCGUUUGCACCAUGGACGCCGUGUGCUUUCCAGCGAGGACGAGCGGCAUCAGUGGCUGUGAGUGUGUGUGCGCUGCUGGCGGCUACGGUGACACUUGUCUGCCAGCUGCGGUUCCGGACGGCCUUGGGCCGCUCCCGUUCCCCGAUGCGGACGACACGGAGGUUCGCUGCGUGCACGGUGGCAGCAUCAGCUCCGUGGACUAUCCUGAUCCCGGUGUGCGUGGUCUGUGCUUCGUCAACGUGACCUUCACUGCCGCGAUCGUUCUGGACCUGUCGCGUUUUGCUGCACCACAACAAACACUCAACAUCACGCUACUGCAGUGCGUCCUCAUGGGCCUGUCGGUCAGGGGGAGUGAUGCGCGCGUGCACGUGAGCGUGGUCUCCUCGAUGAUGGAUUCUGGUGAGUUAGAGUUCAGGGGUGAUUUUGGCGCGAGCUCCCAGAUACUGGUGGUGGGCAGUACGCUUGUGAUGGCCACGCGCCACGCCACUCAAUUCCGGAGGUUUUCCCUUGGUGCGAACUCGUCACUGCUGUUACUUGACAACCUCAUUGAGGGGAAAGGUUACGCAGUCUAUUUACCCUUUGUUUGUCUUGAUGGUGGCGGGAUCAUUAUAAAGGGAAACAAGCUGAGAGGAGCGGAGGAGGAAUUUCCGUUGGAAUCUGCUGUUUUGUUUGAAUCUGCCGUUUUGAAGAAUGGCGGCUACUUUGACUUCGAGAACAACACGAUGAGCGCAGCCAGUGGCAUUUAUUUUUAUGGGGAUACCACCGUGAGCUCUGCGGGACUGCUGCGAGUGGUGGACUGCAAGUUUGUUGGCAGCGCGGAGGGUUUUGAACCCGCCCUGGUGCAUUUGGACGUCACUGUGAUCCUCCAGGGUGGUGCGCAGUGGCGUGUGGAGGGCAACAACGUGAGUGCAGCCUCAGUAAUAGGUAUGCCUAAUUCCUUGUACAAAAUUAAGCUGUCGGGCAGUGGCACCACCGUGGUGCUUGCAAACAACCGUCAGGUGGACGAUAGUUAUCCCUUUGCUGAUAUGGCUCCGUGGAGCACGGUUGUGAGGCCAUCCGCGCGUUUUGUGGUUGGGUGUAACCUGCAGGAUGAUGAGGAGGUGUCGUACGACGGCGCGUUUCCGGUGGAAGUGGUGGUGUUCAGGUGUGGCACAUGCAACGAUGACGCGGCGUGCUACAUGCCCGGGACGGAGUCGGUGGACCGCGGCUCGUGCUCGUGCAGCUGCAAGGACGGAUGGCAUGGCGCGUCGUGUCUUCCUUUCGAGGUGCCCGACACUGUUGUGCCGCCCUUGCCGGAGAGAGCCGUUGACGGCGACACGAGCUGCGUGGCGAACCAGACGCUGACGGACCUCACGCUGAACAUGUGGAAGACGCACCACUGCUACGUGGGUGUGGCAUUCAGCGGCGUGGGUGCUGUGCUGACAUUUUCCUUCGACAGUAUGCCGCUGCAGCUCCCCAUCAACAUCACGUUCACUGAAUGCACAUUUCGUGAGGGUGCCGUGCUGCAGUUUGUUGGGGGCACUGAGGCGGCCGAGUCAUCCGGCGUCCUUAUCCGCGUGAGCCAGACGGUGAUGCGGUCCUCCGUUGUUGUGUUUGCGCUUGCCCUCCCGCAACACUGCGAUAUCGCCGUCACGGAGGUUGCCGCGGAGCAGACCUUUGAGGUCCAGCUGCCGGACAUUAUGAGCAGCAUGCUGAGCGUUGUGAUGCUGCAGAAAGUCGUCCUGGGUGCGUCCUCGCUGUUGGUCAGCAACGUCAAGGCGCAUGCAUCGAGGUAUGGUGGGUUUGGUUUGUACUCGACUGGGACGCUGACACUGGUGGGUGGCAGCUCGCUGUAUGCGCGUUACUGCAGCUUUGAUGGAUACACGCACAUGUUGCACAUGUACAGGCUCAGUGUGAGUGACCGCUCCGUUUUUGCGCUGCUCAACAAUACAAUGUCCUCUGCGACAAGCCUCCUGUACCAGCACCACAGAUUCAGCGUGUCGGAACAUAGCGUGUUGCGCGUGGUGGGGAACAGCGGUAUCGUGGCCUGCGCCAUCUACGCAGAAGAAUUGUGGACCGUCCAGCGGUCAAGCUGGCUGGAUUGGCGCGACAACGACGUGGGAGUGGGUGCGAUGUUUCACGACACUGGGUCCGCUUUUGUGAGCAUCGACAGCAGCAGUGUGGUGACGCUGACGGGCUGCAGGAUGGGCUCGACGGGGUUGUCGAGGCCUCUGCUAUCGCAGGCUGACGCCGGCUACCGGUUCUUUGCUGGGUGUCUGACGGUUCUUGGACGAGUUUUGACGACGACGGGAGAACUGGAGCUGAGCGGCAUCACCAACGUGACGACGGUUGCUGCGUGUAGGGAUUGCACGAAGGACGGCGACUGCUUUGCUCCGCUGACGACAGCGGUCAUUGACUGCAGGUGCCGGUGCGCUGCUGGAGGGCACGGCGAUGUGUGUGUCCCGGCGCCUGUGCCUGCUGGCCCGCCGCCACCGCCACCACCGCCGUCGCCACUGCUACCGCCACCGCCGCCGAUUGGUGAGUGCAUCAGCGACAUGGUGUACCCCGAGUUUGCGCAGUCUGUGGGCAGCGGGCUGUCGUGGCUGUGUUACCGCAACGUGACGUUCAGCGGGGGCGGUAUGAGCCUGACGGUGCUGAUUGGUGCGAUGACGGGCGACGUGGCGAACGUCACGUUCGAUGGAUGCACGUGGAGGGACGGUGCCGUGCUGUUGCUGUUGGGCAACGCGUACGCCGCUUUGGGGUCGCUGAACAUCGUCGUCACCGGCAACACAUUCAGUGACGCGCUGCUCAGCCCGGAGGGUGGGUUUCCACCGCGCACGAACAUCACGAUCAGCGGGAACCGCUUCACGGUCACGAGAAUGAUCCCUAGGCUGGGUUUGGGCCUUAGGAAGCCGUCGUGUGUUGCGAUGAAUGAGCUGGCGAUCAGCAACUACUCUGCGGUGGUGCUCAGUGGCAAUGCGUUUCAGACCAUUACGACAUCGUCAAGCGCCAUUCAAGUUGUCAAGUAUGCGCUGAGGGUGACGUGGCACUCUGUUUUUGCGGUGUUGGGCAACACGUUUCAUAUGGCUGGUGGCGAGGGCACACCGAUACAUCUUGAAGGUUAUGCCGAAUCCUUGUCACUGUUUGUACUGAACAGCUCUGCUGUGGUGGUCCGAGGCAAUCUUGUGUCGAGCCUGGUGCAGUACGUCAUCAUAUUUGUUUGGGUUUUUUGUGUGGAGUCUCGGUCAGCGGUUGUUUUUCGGGACAACGACAUGCAAGGAAGCUCGGCGGUUUUUUUUUCAAGCCAUUCUUCCCAUAUUUACUACAACUCCUGGCUGCAGUUGAGCGGCAACCUCUGCCGCGUGUCCCCGGUAGGUGCUUUUGCUGUUUUGAAUCCCACAGUGAAUCUCCGCGACUCCAUGGUGUCCGUGUCCGGCAACCAGUUCAUGUCCAGCAAGGGCACGCACAC